Messenger RNA from Lotus japonicus, 2917 nucleotides. Its product is annotated as probable disease resistance protein At5g66900. The transcript is spliced from 5 exons. Gene Ontology annotation, biological process: defense response to fungus. Gene Ontology annotation, molecular function: ADP binding. The coding region runs from base 221 to 2713 and encodes 830 amino acids. NCBI's taxonomy places the organism in Eukaryota, Viridiplantae, Streptophyta, Magnoliopsida, Fabales, Fabaceae. The record is from RefSeq and is a predicted model, not a curated record.
AGCUGAAGGGAAGUCACGAAACAAAGACCUUAACAUUCAUGGUCAACGGAUUUCUUUGUUUUUAUAUGUUCGUGACUGUGUAGCAUCAUCUUCUCCUUCUGUUUCUCCUUUAUCGUCAGUUCCUUUGUUUUCUGAGACAACCAAAGUUCACUGCGUUUCGAGCUGCAUCUGUUCACUGUUACGGCGGAGCUUCGAUCUCACCUACUGGAGCUCUGGAGUCAUGGCGGAUCUCUUCACCGGAGCCUUAGCCGGAGCGGUGAUGGGAGAAAUGGUGAAACGCGCUCUCCAAACCAUAGAAAACGGUCGAAAAUUCGGACCCACUCUUGAAACCAACACACAAACCCUAACCGCUCUGGCUCCGUUGGUGGAAGAGAUGAUGAGGUACAACGAGGAGCUAGAUCGUCCCAGAGAAGAAAUCGAGCCUCUUCUGAGUCACAUUCGCGAAGGUGAAGAGCUCGUGCGCCACAGCAAGAAGCUUAGUCUAUGGCGGUUUUUCUCGCUCUCCAGUUACCAGAGCAAGCUUCAGCGCAGUGACGAGAAGCUGAAGAGGCACUUGUCUGUUAACACGCAAGUGGAGAGUAAGAGGGAUUUGAUGGAGAUCUUGUUGAAGGUUAAAGAAAUUCUUGAGAUUCUGGAGAGGAAGGAGGGUUUGGGUGGGAAGUGUCAGAUUAGGGGUUUGAGUGGGGCUCCUGUGGAACCCAAGUGUUUGGGGAUGGAUGAGCCUUUGAACAAGUUGAAGAUGGAGCUGCUCAAGGAUGGUGUCUCUGUUCUUGUAUUGACUGCUUUGGGUGGUUCAGGCAAAACCACUCUAGCUAAGAAGCUCUGUUGGGAUCCUCAAAUCAAAGGCAAGUUUGGGGGGAAUAUCUUCUUUAUCACAGUCUCUAGAAUGCCCAACCUGAAGACCAUUGUACAGACGCUAUUUGAACAUUGUGGAUGUCGGGUGCCUGAGUUCCAGAAUGAUGAAGAUGCAAUUAACCGAUUGGGGCUUCUGCUGAGGCUGGUUGGGAGAAAUCCAACACUUUUAGUCUUGGAUGAUGUUUGGCCUAGCUCAGAAGGCCUUGUUGAGAAGUUUAAGUUCCAUAUGUCAGAUUACAAGAUUUUGGUGACUUCAAGGGUUGCCUUUCGAAGAUUUGGCACCCCAUGCCAGUUGGAUCCACUUUGCCAUGAUCACGCAAUAUCCCUUUUUCAUCACUUUGCUCAACUGAAUGACAACAACUCAUACAUACCUGAUGAAAAUCUUGUCCAUGAGAUAGUGAAAGGUUGUAAGGGUUCACCGUUGGCACUUCAGGUUAUUGCUGGGUCACUCUGCCGGCAACCUUUUGAGGUUUGGCAUAAUAUGAAGGACCGUUUACAAAGUCAAUCCAUUCUUGAGUCUGGUGAUACUGACUUACUUCGUCGCCUUCAACAAAGUUUAGAUAUAUUGGAGGAGAAGUUCAAUAUCAACGAGAAGGAGUGCUUCAUGGAUCUAGGGCUAUUUCCUGAAGACCAAAGGAUCCCUGUUACUGCCCUUAUUGAUAUGUGGGCAGAACUCUAUAACCUAGAUGAAGAUGGUAGGAAUGCAAUGACCAUUGUACAUGAUUUAACCUCCAGGAAUUUGAUUAAUUUCAUAGUUACAAGGAAAGUUGCAAGUGACGCAGGCGUGUGCUACAAUAACCACUUUGUCAUGCUGCAUGAUCUCCUCAGGGAGCUGGCAAUCCACCAAAGUAAAGGGGAGCCAUUUGAACAGAGAAAAAGACUGAUUAUCGACUUAAAUGGAGAUAAUCGUCCUGAAUGGUGGGUAGGACAGAAUCAACAAGGAUUCAUUGGCCGUUUGUUUUCAUUCUUGCCAAGAAUGUUGGUGAAACAGAAACAGCUUAGUGUUGCCGCCCGCAUAUUGUCUAUAUCAACUGAUGAAAAUUUUACUUCGGAUUGGUGUGACUUGCGACCUGAUGAAACUGAGGUUCUGAUUUUAAAUCUUUGCUCGAGCCAGUACUCACUACCGGAGUUUACAGAGAAAAUGAGCAAAUUGAAAGCUCUGAUAGUUACAAACUAUGGUUUUCACCGAUCUGAAUUAAACAAGAUUGAGCUACUUGGUGUUUUGUCCAACCUGAAAAGAAUCAGAUUGGAAAAGGUCUCUAUCCCUCGCCUGUGCAUAUUGAAGAACCUGAGAAAAAUGUCCCUUUACAUGUGUAAUACAAAACAGGCUUUUGAAAGUUGUUCUAUCCAAAUUUCUGAUGCUAUGCCAAAUCUAGUGGAGUUGAGCAUUGACUAUUGCAGUGAUUUGGUGAAAUUGCCUGAUGAUCUCUGUAAUAUUACCCCAUUGAAGAAGCUCAGUAUCACUAACUGCCACAAGCUAAGUGCACUGCCACAAGAAAUUGCAAAGCUGGAGAAUUUGGAAGUGCUAAGGCUUUGUUCCUGCUCUGAUUUAGUAGAGAUGCCGGACUCUGUUGGAGGUCUUAAGAAGUUACGAUGUCUCGACAUCUCAGAUUGUAUUAAUCUUCCCAAGUUACCAGAUGACAUUGGUGACCUGCAAAAGCUUGAGAAGCUUUACAUGAAGAGUUGCUCAAACUUGAGUAGAUUGCCAUCUUCUGUCUCCAAUUUUCAGCAAUUAAAUGUGAUAUGCGACGAAGAAAGGGCUGCCUUAUGGGAAAAUAUCCCUAGCAUUCCCAAUUUGAAGAUAGAGAUGCCUGCAGUAGAUGUCAACUUGAACUGGCUCCAUGGAGUUCGUUCGUGAGACUUGCUUCAUGAAUUUGAUGAAGUGACUUGGAAUCGUGUUCAAGUUUGUAAACAAUGUUGCUGCGCAUUUGUUUAACUCUUCACCUUAACCUAUUCCAUGUAACUGUAGUAAAAAAAAGUAGGAGUUUAUGUUGGACCAUAUUAUAUAUGUAAUACAUUAAUUAUUGAUGCUUGAAAUAACAUUUUUAUUUUAGUGUGCUCA